Messenger RNA from Blumeria graminis f. sp. triticale, 1644 nucleotides. The record is from the annotation of a GenBank genome assembly. Lineage: Eukaryota; Fungi; Ascomycota; Leotiomycetes; Helotiales; Erysiphaceae.
AUGGGGAAAGUUACGGCCCCCUUCCUUUAUGAUGCGCCAAAAUCCGAGGGAUCCUGCAGCCCAUACCAUUCAUUUGAUCCAAGGGCCAUCUCCCGUACAAGCUUCCAAUCCACGGCCCCACGACCCAAGGUAGUGGGUCCUCUUGUUUCUAUGGAACCGAACCACAACCACUGCAGAAUUUACAAUCAUCUCUCUCGGACAACUAAAAACGUCAAACCUAUGCACUCGUCAGUCAAAAAACAUGUCAGCUACACGCAAAAAACACUACUCGCGCUCCGCUACUGCCAGCUGUUUUGCUCGUGCGCCCUUUUUGUCAUUGGACUUCUCGCCAACCCAAUCCAUAAAACUGCCGUGUGGGUUAUCCGGAUAGCAAUUGGUGUCACCAUAGCUCAUACCAUCUAUGCACUCUACCAUUUAAGCCGCAAAGCUUCCGGCAGAAUACCAGCUUCUUCGGCAUCCUACUCUCUAUUUGCAUCUCUGCUUGAUAUAGCCUCAGUUGCCUUUUUUAUAUACAUAGCCUUUUUUUACGGGAUUCCACCUACUCACGCAAAGUACUCUCUUCUUGUGAUUCUCAAUGUUGAUAUACACGUAUUCUACAAAAUGGGACUCUGCUCAGCGGCAGUCGGCACAUGUUUAUACUCAGUCUCUUCAUCCUUGUCAUUAUACCUUGCAGUGGUAUUCCGCAAGAUUGCCGCCAUGCCACCAGACAUGAAUCCCUUGGAGGACAAUCUGACUUCUCGGCACAAGAGAAAUAAGUCAUCAAUCGCUACCAAUACGUUCGUCACUGAAGUUCGAAGCUCUGUAUUAACGGGUUCUAAACGGAGCUCUGGAGCAUCGUAUACAAAGUCUAAUUACCUAACGGGAUCCAAAAUACUCCAAGGUGAACCAAGGGUCUCUUUUGCACCUAGCGAUUCCACAGAUCUGAGGAACGCCCGACAAGCCCUUCCAAGCCAGGUAGGGACAGGAUCACCAGUGCCAACUGAACUAAAACGUUCCUCUGGCUCCUCAACAUCCCCGAAAAAGCCUUCAUAUAUCGAAGUUCCUCUAUCAGAUGAUAACGAGUCCUUCUAUCAAAGUCUUGUUUCCGAAUUCCAGCCGACAACUUGGUAUGCAGGGGACUCGAUCAAAAAGAGUUGCGCACGCUCUAGCUGCGUAAUUCCUGACAGUUCACAGACACGAUAUACGCCUCUUCACACACCACAACCGAAUAAAAAACACCCUAACCCACUUCAAGCAAACCCUCCUUCAGAGGCUAAUGAAUCUUCCCCUCAAAGCCUAAGCCCAAGGGAAGCAAUAGAGCCAUUGCCUCUACUACCUAAUAGAGAGAGCUAUCGCCAUAGCGAGGAUAGCUCCGACAUCGUAGAUGCAUUCAUCAAUAGGUCAUCACGCGACCAAGCCACAGAGCAUCUUACUAAAACACUAAGGUACGGGGAAUUAAGACCAGGCAAGCCGCCAGUCAUGGUGGGACGAAGUGAUACGAGACAAAUCUCUUCAGGAAACGAUUAUUUUUUCGAAAAUUGGAGCCCACGAAGCAUCCUCGGUCGUAGAGAUGUCAGCGGAAAGCUAAUCGAGGAGGGUCGUAGUAACGAGAGCGGGCUCUUGAACAUGAAACUACGGAAAUUUAGCGGAAAGUUAUUGUUCUGA